AUGGAUGUCAUCGCUCAAGAGAUUUCUAAUACUCCUCCUGUUACAUCUGCGUACAUCGCAACAUGUUUCAUCUUGACUUUGGCAGUGCAAUUAAACCUCAUCUCUCCCUUUCAAUUGUACUUUAACCCUUCAUUAAUUGCGAAUAACCUUCAGCUAUGGAGGCUCGUGACAUCCUUUUGCUUUUUUGGAUCAUUUAAUUUUAGCUUUCUUUUUAACAUAAUAUUCGCUUAUCGUUAUUGCCGAAUGCUGGAGGAAACAUGGUACAGCACUAAAACUGCUGACUUUAUAAUGAUGUUUCUGUUUUGUGGAACCCUCACUGUGAUCAUAGCUCUGUUUGUUAACAUGCUGUUUCUCAGUCAUGUCCUGACAAUGAUGCUAGUGUACGUCUGGAGUCGAAGAAAUCCUCAUGUGAGACUUAAUAUUUUUGGUAUCAUAGAAGUGAACGCCCCUUAUCUACCUUGGGUUUUCUUCGCUUUUUCAUUUCUUUUGGGGAACAAUAUGAUGGUGGAUCUGAUAGGCAUUGUUGUGGGUCAUUUGUACUACUUUUUGGAAGAUGUGUAUCCAAAUCAAACAAACGGUUUCAGGAUACUGCGAACACCGCAAUUCAUGAAAUAUUUGUUUGAUAGGCGACGUGUAAAUCAUGGCUAUGAGCAACUUCCAGAAUUAGGAAGACCAGGAGGAUUUGAUUGGAACGACCAAGAUUAA
Molecule: messenger RNA, 705 nt
Organism: Trichobilharzia szidati
Lineage: Eukaryota; Metazoa; Platyhelminthes; Trematoda; Strigeidida; Schistosomatidae
Source: the annotation of a GenBank genome assembly